Messenger RNA from Microcebus murinus (gray mouse lemur), 896 nucleotides. RefSeq names its product suppressor of cytokine signaling 2-like. Gene Ontology annotation, biological process: phosphatidylinositol phosphate biosynthetic process; intracellular signal transduction. NCBI's taxonomy places the organism in Eukaryota, Metazoa, Chordata, Mammalia, Primates, Cheirogaleidae. Gene Ontology annotation, molecular function: 1-phosphatidylinositol-3-kinase regulator activity. Gene Ontology annotation, cellular component: phosphatidylinositol 3-kinase complex. The record is from RefSeq and is a predicted model, not a curated record.
UGUCUUUGCCGCAGUGGCCCUUCUCCCACGACCCUGCGGUGCCGUGAGUCCUCCGGGAUGCAGGCCAGUGGGGGGCCGCGGGGUCAGCAGAGGAGCCCUCCCCCGAGGCGCGUGCCUGCCCAAGGCCCUGCGGGGGCUCGGGCAAACAGGAUGGUACUGGGGAAGUAUGACUGUUAAUGAAGCCAAAGAGAAAUUAAAAGAGGCACCAGAAGGAACUUUCUUGAUUAGAGCUAGCUCGCACUCAAACUACCUACUAACAAUAUCUGUUAAAACAUCAGCUGGACCAACUAAUCUGCGAAUUGAAUACCAAGAUGGGAAAUUCAGAUUGGACUCUACCAUAGGUGUCAAGUCCAAGCUUAAACAAUUUGACAGUGUGGUUCAUCUGAUCGACUGCUAUGUUCAGAUGUGCAAGGAUAAGCGGACGGGCCCAGAAGCCCGCCACCCCCAUGGCACUGUUCACCUUUACCUGACCAAACCGCUCUGCACGUCAGCGCCACCUCUGCAGCAUCUCUGUGGACUCACCAUUAACAAAUGUACCGGCGCCAUUUGGGGAUUGCCUUUACCAACAAGACUGAAAGAUUGCUUGGAAGAAUAUAAAUUCCAGGUAUAAGUGUUUCUCUUUUUCUAAACGUGCCUCACGUAGAGUAUCUCCGAAUGCAGCUAUGUAAAAGAGAACCAAACCUUGAGUGGACUGCUCUGGAUGACUACACGGAAUCCUUUCUAAGAACAGCUGAAGUCAAUCUAAUUUAAAUGUGUGAAGAGGUAGCUAGGUAUUUAAAGCCCCCCCUCCUUCCCUCCCCAGAUAUUUUCACCAGAGGGAUGUUUCCCUUCCUAAGGCUGACUGAGACCAGUUGUUCUUUUAAAUUAAAAAUAAAAUGUCCCAAGUCAAGGCUGAA